Molecule: messenger RNA, 6506 nt
Organism: Alligator mississippiensis (American alligator)
Lineage: Eukaryota; Metazoa; Chordata; Crocodylia; Alligatoridae
Gene: LTBP2
Product: latent transforming growth factor beta binding protein 2
Exons: 34
Coding region: 402-5549 (1715 amino acids)
Molecular function (GO): calcium ion binding
Source: RefSeq, a predicted model, not a curated record
CAGACUCUUGCCAGUGCCAGAGGCAGGCGCAAAGGUGCUUGAAGCUGUCUACUGAGAGCUCAAGCUCUGACAGCCAGGAGAGCGGGGACAGGCAGGGGGAGAGGAGAGACUGGGGUAGGAGGGACAGCUGCAGCUGCUCUGUGCAGCCCACACUGUUGGGCUCGCUGUGCUACCUUCGCCUCAGGCUCUCAUGCUCCUGCAAGCGGCAGGUACUGAUUAAGCUGCCUGUGACAUGGAGAAGCAAAGGACUGCUUCAGAGGGGCUUCCUUAAGGAGCUUUGUCUAGUCCCCUCUCUCCCAAGCUCCGGCUGGACAUUUGGCUUCAUGGAGCUGCCAGCCCCACACUGAGAGCUCACUGCUCCUGCCAGAACUAGCCUUUCCCCCUGGCCCUGGGCAGGCACCAUGAGAGGAUCCUGGGGGAGUUUCCUCCCUUUCACGAUAGCCCUCUUCCUAGGACUUGGUGAUUCUCAGAGAGACUUUGCUGGAAGAUUUGAUGCAAGCUCUUCAUUCCGAAGUGAAUCCGGGAGCAGGGGUAUGCCCCAGCCGAGACUCUGGAGCCAGGGCAGGGCAUACAACCUGUUCUGGGUGCACAGCCCUCCUCCUGCCCUGGAGCACCGUCCUGCAACCCCUCGCACGGAUCAUGUCUCCGCAGCCCGGAUGAGGAGUCUGGCAGGAGGGGAUAAAAGAAAUCAGCCUUCUCUGCCUUCUGCUCACAAACACUCUGCUCCCCAGAGUGCCAGAGCCCAAACUGCAGGCUCUCCCAGUGGGAGCCUAGUUCAGAUGCCUGGGCGGAAGCAGAGGAUGGAUUCCUCGCACCAGCGGGUCGGGAAUGGGCUCAAAGCUCAUACCAUGUCCCUGGCAAAAGAGCCAACUGGCAGAGGGCGGAUGACAGGGCCGAAUGUCUGCAGGGGACAGUGCUGCUCAGGCUGGACAGUGGCUCUUGGAACAAACCGGUGCAUCAAACCUGUCUGUGACCCUCCCUGCCAGAACAAGGGAUCCUGUAAUCGGCCUCAGGUCUGUAUCUGUCGCUCGGGCUUUCGGGGAUCCAGAUGUGAAGAAAUUGCUCCAGAACAGGAAUACCAUCCUCCCAGCUUUGUAACUGCUCACCAGCCCCCAACAGGCUCUCUUCUGAGAAGUAGCAGUGCAGAAGCAGAAGUUUUGUCAAGAAGGGCCCAGCCAUCCAUCCUACAACAACCACCUACUGGGACUCGGGACAGAAUGGGUUCCCCUGUCUCUUCCCAGCACACGGGGUCUUCACGCACUGUCCGGCGCUACCCAGUUGUCAACACUCAGCUAACAUCCAAUGUUCUGCCCAGUGGGAAUGGACAUGCACAGAGAAACUCUGGACUGCAUGCAGCCUCUCAAGAGCAUGCAAUACCUCCAUGGGGAGCCAACUUGACGGAGAAGAUCCGGAAGAUCAAGAUUGUCUUCACUCCCACGAUCUGCAAACAGACUUGCCGGAGUGGCCGCUGCUACAAUAGUUGUGAGAAAGGGCACACCACCACCCUGUACAGCCAAGGGGGACAUGACCAUGACCCCAAGUCUGGCUUCCGCAUCUACUUCUGCCAGAUCCCUUGCCUGAAUGGAGGGCGCUGUGUGGGCAGAGAUGAGUGCUGGUGCCCAUCUAACUCCACAGGAAAGUUUUGCCACCUGUCAGCUCCAAAACUGGAAAAAAAACAAACGGGGAGAGUCCCAAAUACCCCAGCCAAUGGCUCCAUGAAGCAUUCCACCUAUACACUACCUCUAUCCAACCAGCUUGCUUCUCUAAACCCCUCCCUGGUGAAUGUCCACAUCAACCACCCUCCAGAGGCCACUGUGCAGAUCCACCAGGUGGCCAGAGUGCGGAGCGACUCCGAACAAUCGGAAGAGAACAGUGUUGAGGCUGUACCGAUGUCUCAGCUACCAACUGGGACACAAUACAGCUACAGCAAUGGCAAUGGCAACAGCAUCACCACAGAGAGUGGCCAGCAGCAGGGGCCCCAAGAGAUUAUGGGAAGGUGUUUUCAAGAGGCCAUAAAUGGACAGUGUGCUAACCCACUGCUGGGUUUGACCAAGUUUGAGGAUUGCUGUGGCAGCAUAGGGCUCUUCUGGGGAGUGAACAGAUGCAUCUCAUGCCCUCCUCGACCAGCUCAUCCAGUGAUUGAGUAUGGAUACCUGGAAUGUCCCCAGGGGUACAAGAAGCUGAAUCAGAGCCACUGUCAAGAUAUCAAUGAGUGUGUGAUGCCCGGUCUAUGUAAAGAAGCUGAGUGUGUGAACACCCGUGGGAGCUUCCGCUGCACUUGCAGACCUGGCACCAUGCUGGAUCCUUCCCGCAGUCACUGUGUCUCGGACAAAGCAGUAUCCAUGGAGCAGGGGCUGUGCUAUCGCUCAGCAGCAGGAGGUGUCUGCACCCUACCACUCAUCCAGCACAUCACCAAACAGAUCUGCUGCUGUAGCCGUGUUGGCAAAGGAUGGGGAAGGAAUUGUGAGAGGUGCCCUCUGCCUGGCUCAGAAGCCUUCAGGGAGAUUUGCCCGGCAGGGCAUGGCUACACCUACUCCAGCUCUGAUAUCCGUCUGUCCAUGAGAAAGGCCGAGGCAGAAGAGCUGUCCUUCAGCUCAGAGGAGGAGGGGAAGAGCAGCAACAAGACAUCUGGCUGGACAGCAAGAACGCCACAGCUGCAGGAGAGUCCUAGGGGUGAAGGCACAGGUUCCUCUCCAGAUGUGCAGGGCACUGCUGAUGCCACCCCAGAGCCUAUGGUGUACACUGCAGAGGAGGCCUCCCCUCACCUUCCUGCCCAGCCAGGCCAUGACACUGAAGGGGAGGACACUGUCCAAGAGUUAACAGCAACACAGAUUGCAGAGAUCGAUAGAUGUGCUGCUUUCCCCAGAACAUGUGGCCCAGGCAAUUGUGUAAACCUACCAGUCGGAUACACCUGCUUGUGUGACCCUGGCUACCAGCUACAUCCCAGCCACCCCUACUGCAUUGAUGAUGACGAGUGUUUGAGAGAUCCCUGUGCAGGGAAGGGUCAGUGCAUCAACAGCGUGGGCUCCUACUCCUGCCUCUGCUUCUCAGGCUAUACUUCACUUGCCUCCCAGGACAGACAGACUUGUCAGGAUGUUGAUGAAUGUGCUGACCCCAGAACCUGCCCCACCGGGAAGUGUGUCAACACACUAGGCUCCUAUGAGUGUGUCAGCUGUGCAGACGGAUACCAGGCAGUGAAUGGGAGAUGCAUUGAUGAUGAUGAGUGCCAUUCCAAGAGGACCUGUGCUCAUGGACUGUGCAUCAACCUUGAUGGUUCCUUCAGGUGCUCUUGUUACCAUGGCUAUGAGGUGACAACUGAUGAGAAGAGCUGCCAAGAUAUUGAUGAGUGUACCUUGCCUACUGCUUGUCCCUUGGGAAUCUGCACCAACACAAAUGGCUCCUUCACCUGCCAAGCCUGUGAUGCUGGCUACACUCUCUCCUCCCACAGACAUGCCUGUGAAGACAUUAAUGAGUGUGAAGACCCCACAACCAGCUGCUUGGGAGGAAAGUGUCUGAACACUUUGGGCUCCUACACUUGCCUCUGCCAGGCUGGAUUUGAGCUUAUCAAUGGCACCAUUUGUGAAGACAUGAAUGAAUGCCUGAGUAGCGGGAUCUGCAGCCCCUAUGGCCAGUGCCUGAACAGCCAUGGAUCUUACUUCUGUAUCUGUGAUCCUGGCUUCUCCAAUGAAGCUGGGGGAGUCAGCUGCCAAGAUGUGGAUGAAUGUGCAGACAAGUCCAGGUGCCUGCAAGGCCAGUGCCUGAACACAGAGGGCUCUUACAGAUGUUUGUGUGAAAGUGGCUUCAAGCACUCACAAGAAACUGAUGACUGCAUAGAUGUGAAUGAGUGUGAAGAGUAUGGGGAGUCCGUGUGUGGCACGUGGAGGUGCCAGAACACUCUGGGCUCAUACCGCUGCAUCAUGGGCUGCCAGCCUGGCUUCCACCGGAUCCCGGAGGGCGACUGCAUUGACAUAGAUGAGUGUGCCAAUGAGACACUGUGUGGGAACCACGGCUUCUGCGAGAACUCAGAUGGCUCCUUCCGUUGCCUCUGUGACCAGGGCUAUGAGAAUUCACCCUCGGGGCUCCUCUGUGUUGAUGUGAAUGAGUGUGAGCUGAUGGUAGCUGUGUGUGGGACUGCACUCUGUGAAAACGUGGAGGGAUCCUUUCUGUGCCUAUGUCCUAGUGACCAUGAAGAGUAUGACACGGAGGCAGGGCACUGCCGGCCACGGGCAGACAUGGGGGACCCAGAGAUGCCCAUGGCAGCACUCAGCAGCAGCCUGGAAUGCAAGGAGUGUUACUACCACAUCAGCGAUGUUCAACUGUGUGACAGCGUCCUGGCCAAGAACACCACCAAGGAGGAGUGCUGCUGCACUCUGGGGGCAGCCUGGGGUGACAACUGUGAGACCCUCCCCUGCCCCAUACCAGGCACAGUGGAGUACCGAGAGAUCUGCCCUGCUGGGAAGGGCUAUAUCCCUGAAGGAAGAGCUCUGCCAUUUGGACACGUGAGUUACACAGAUGCAGAUGAAUGUGAGAUGUUUGGCCCUGAGAUCUGCCGGAAUGGGCGCUGUAUGAACACGGUGCCUGGUUACAAGUGCUUCUGCAGCUUGGGCUACCUCUAUGACCCUGGCCGCCUUGAAUGUGUUGAUCAGGAUGAAUGUGAAAAUGAGAUAUCUUGUGUGAAUGGUGAAUGUCUGAACACGGACGGCUCCUACCACUGCUUCUGCAGCCACCCCCUUGUGCUGGAUAUAACUGGCAACCGCUGUGUCAACCUGUCCAGUGUGGCAGGAGAGCUGGACGAAUUUGGAGUUCACUUGGAUAUCUGCUGGCAGAGCGUCUCUGGCUACAUGUGCAAUGAGCCACUGGAAGGGCGACACACCACCUACACUGAGUGCUGCUGUGGCUAUGGCGAGGCCUGGAGCCAGGACUGUGCACUGUGCCCUGACAGGGCCUCAGAGGACUUUGCUUUUCUGUGUCAUGGGGACAGGCAAGAAACUGAGAGUGAGGCAGGACUCCGAGAAAGACCCGGCUACGAGUAUGGACCAGGCGUAGAGGACACUCAUUUUGGACUUUCUAGCCCGGACUUAGGGUCCUUUUACAAUUACAUUGGUCCUGAGUACAGAGCCCCUGACACUGGCCUCCCCCAAAGAGAGCCAAGCAGUGAUUUUCAGGACCGUGUACCUCAGCUCCAUCCAGAACAGCCCCCACCCCGCUACCUGCCUGGGGAAACAGAGUAUUAUAACAGCUUUGAGGGGCUCCGUGCAGAGGAGUGUGGGAUCCUGAAUGGCUGCGACAAUGGGCGCUGCGUGCGUGUGCGUGAGGGCUACACCUGCGACUGCUUUGACGGCUUCCGCUUGGACAUGACUCGCAUGGCUUGUGUGGACAUUAAUGAGUGUGAAGAGGUGAGUGGCACCGUGCCUCUGUGUGAGGGUGGCACCUGUGAAAACACAGAGGGCUCCUAUUGCUGCAGCUGCUCACCUGGCUACGUGGCACUGGCUGAGCCCCACCGCUGUGUGCCGGAGACAACCCAGAGCCCAGAGGCAGCACAGCUCUAGGGGAAGUGAGCGGGUGAGGGUGGCUCCUCAGGAACUCUGCUCUGGUACCCAGGAUGUAUUGAAACAGAGAAAGGCCCCUGGAACUGCAACAGCUUUGAGGCCCUUUGCUCAUCCCCCUAAAGUGCACAACUUUCUUGUCACCUCUCACCAGGCAGAGCUCCAAGCCUCUGCAGCCACAUCUGCCUGGCCUGCUCACCAUCACAGCACCAACCUGCAGGCCCCUCUCCCCUUGUCCCUCCUUUGUACUCUGGACCCACAGAUGACAAGACCCCAUCUCCUACUGUCCCUCUCCCUUGAAUAGGGCCCAUCAGCCUCACAGACCCCACCUUCCUGAACUGCACCCACCUGAGGCACUCCUCUCACACUCCUUGUUACCAUGGAUGCAAUGACUUAACAAGCACCAAAGGAGCCUGAAGCUGGUGAAGGUCAGCAUCUUCCUCUAGUUCCCCAGUUACCAUUGUACAUUGCUGAGAUGGUGGCAGCAUCCAGCCCUUCCUCCAGAAAAGGGGCUACUAACUCUCAGCACUGUUCUGUCCCAGAAGGUUUGUGGGAAGCUCUCCCACUCACUUUCAGGGCCCUCCUCUUUGCAAAUAUUACUCUUCUCUGCCCUAUUUCCUUCACCUUGCACUCAACCUCUCUGAAAGGGACAGCUAGCCCAGAGCCUGGCUCCCAAAGGCCUGAAGUCUGGGGAGGGUCUGCCCCCAGGCUUUUAGAUUCUGCCUGCCCCCUGGAAAUGGCUUGGAGCCCAGCGAGUUGCAGAGGCCUGGGUCUACUCUCCCCACAUCCCUCCCAGGCACAUAACUUUUCCUCCUGCACUUUGGCCGGUGGCCUUGUGUUGGGUUGGGGAGGGCAGUUCCAGCUUUUUAGUUUUUGUAAGGUUGUCACUGGCUUUUUCCUAAUGAGUCUGCUGGGAAUCUCUGUCAUGUUGUUAAAUAAAACAUUUAUUUUGGACCCUGA